Molecule: messenger RNA, 2651 nt
Organism: Trichoderma virens Gv29-8
Lineage: Eukaryota; Fungi; Ascomycota; Sordariomycetes; Hypocreales; Hypocreaceae
Exons: 3
Coding region: 1-2130 (709 amino acids)
Biological process (GO): phosphatidylinositol dephosphorylation
Cellular component (GO): endoplasmic reticulum
Molecular function (GO): phosphatidylinositol-4-phosphate phosphatase activity
Source: RefSeq, a predicted model, not a curated record
AUGGCGCACCUAGCAGCAGCCAAGCUGCCCUAUCGCGACAUCAACCUCAAGAUCACCAGCGAUGCUUAUACCUUUACGUCUCCCUCGUCUCCCGAUGCGCCGUCCUUGGUCAUUGAUCGUCCCAUGGGAGACGUCCGGCUGGUCCAGGGCGGCUCCAAUUCAUCCAAGCGCCCGACGCGUAUAUCCAGCAUCUCCGGCAUCCUUGGCAUCAUUCAGCUCCCUCUAGACAAGUAUGUCAUCAUCAUCAACAAGGCCAAGCCCAUGGGCAGGCUCAAGGGACAGAUGGUCUACAAGGUCAUUUCGACCGAGAUUCUCCCUAUGCGCGAGCGACAGAUCCACGACCCCGACGAAGACACCUUCAUCAACCUCCUCAAGACCUUCCUUGCUCAGGGACCCAUGUACUUUUCCUACUCAAUCGACCUCACCAACUCGAUCCAGCGUCAAUCCCAUGCCGAUACCUCUCGACCCCUGUGGCUGAGGACCGAUGAUCGCUUCUUUUUCAACAAGCAUCUGCAGUCCGAGCUGAUCAAGUUUCGCACUACGGGCUCCCGUAGCCAGCCCGGCCCGCAGCCUGCUAUCGAUCCCUACAUUCUGCCUUGCAUGUUUGGCAUGUUUGAGAUUAAGCAGACCAAGUUCAAGAGCACACCACUGACCAUCGUAUUGAUUUCCCGACGCUCACGGUACCGUGGUGGAACUCGAUUCUUUACUCGAGGUGUUGACGAAGACGGCCAUGUGGCAAACUACAACGAGACGGAGCAGAUCGUCAUCCUCAAUGAUAGCAGUACCGGCCUGGGAGGAUUUGCUGGCAGCAGUGAUAUGCAGAGUGGCAAGUUUGGCGCGUCGGCAGGCCAGGAGAUGCAGAUUCUAUCAUACGUCCAAACUCGAGGCAGCGUGCCAACAUUCUGGUCCGAGGUCAAUGACCUAAAAUACACGCCGAAAAUCCAUGUGCGUGGUACCGACGCCGCCCUUGCCGCCUCAGCCAAGCACUUUGAGGAGCAGAUCCGCAUCUACGGAGACAACUACCUCAUCAACCUGGUCAACCACAAAGGACGAGAGUCCAAGGUCAAGGAGUCUUACGAGAAGAUGGCCAAGGCUCUCGUCUCAAUGCCCAAGGAGCGGCGAGAGGCCGAUCGUCUUACCGACGAGAAGUUCACGACGAUCCAGCCGGGCUCGAGCCGCCAGCAGUUUGACCGCCUUCACUAUGUCUACUUUGAUUAUCACAGCGAGACAAAGGGCAUGCAGAUGCACAAAGCCUACGCCAUCGUGGACAGACUCCGGGAAGCUGUUGAUGCGCAGGGCUACUUCCGUGGCGUCGACAUGCCCGCAAACAACGAUGGAAGGGUUGAAGCCCGCAGUCUUCAGACCAGCGUGAUGCGCACAAACUGUAUGGACUGCCUUGACCGUACCAACGUCGUCCAGAGCAUCUUCGCUCGUCACAUGCUCGACCGCAUGCUGCAAGAUGUCGGCCUGCUCGCAAAGGGCUCGUCAUUUAAGAACGAAGACCCCGAGUUCGAGGUGCUUUUCCGCAACAUCUGGGCCGACAAUGCCGAUGUUGUGUCCACGGCCUACUCUGGAACUGGUGCCAUGAAGACCGACGUCACCAGGACUGGCAAGCGUACGCCGAUGGGAGCCCUGCAAGACGGUCGUAUUGGUAUCACACGAUACUGCCUCAACAACUUCCUUGACGGCCCUCGUCAGGACGCCUACGACUUGUUCUUGGGCGUCUAUCAGCCUGGUGAGGCCAACGUUGGCACCAACCUCAUCUUCGGCGACAGGCGGCCGGUUCUCAUCCAGGCUAUUCCUUAUAUCCUAGCCUUUAGCGUCUUCAUCGUCCUCGUGGGCAUCUUCACCAGGCGGCCUCCCGGUUCGAGCGUCAUUCCCAUGCGCCUCUUCAUUCUCUUCUGGUCCAGUGUGGCAGCCUGGUGCUUCCACUUUGUCUGGACUCACGGCAUGCUCUAUGUAAACUGGCCACGUCUGAACCCACUCUCGUACGCUAUCGAUGGCUACACCGAGAACUUCACCAAGGCCAGAAAGGACGCCGUUAUCGGGUCCCUCGUAGCCAGACAUGAGCGCGGACUCAGCACCGCUCGCUUCAUCAACGCCGAGGAGGGUAAGAAGAGGAUUGAGUAGAUGUACGCUGCACGAGCUCGGGAGAUGUAUGAUCUACGGCCUCCAUUCUACCCUUUUGGCCCCCUGGCCCCCCUUUUUCUUCUGUUCUCUUCGUCGCUGUUAGACUUUGCUUGCAGAUGCAGCGUUAUUCAUAUAAUCACCCUUUAGCUCCUACUGGGACAAUUUACCGUCAGCAGACGAAAAAAACACUUUCCUUGCCUUUCUUCACCUUCUUCAUUUGUUGUUACUAUUGGUUCUGAUUUUUUCUCGACGUGGCCAGCGUCGUGGCCCCCUUUCUACGCGCUACAUUUUAAUUGAAAAAAAAGAAGAAGAAGAAAAGAGUCUAUACAAGUCUUUUUUUAGACAAAGACCAUUUUUUUCUCUCAGACAAAAGAUGGGAAGAGGAUGCAAAAGAUUAGAAGAUAUAUAGUCAAUAUUAUUUGCCUAAUUUUCUUUAAAAUUAAAAUAAAAAAGUUUCUCGUUUUGGAUAGGAUUAAGUAAAAAAGCCUAGGUAGUUGAAAAUAAACAUACAGUUGAAAAAU